This is a messenger RNA of Pogona vitticeps (central bearded dragon), 739 nucleotides long. It is a transcript of the gene IMMP1L, whose product is annotated as inner mitochondrial membrane peptidase subunit 1. Gene Ontology annotation, cellular component: membrane; mitochondrial inner membrane peptidase complex. The record is from RefSeq and is a predicted model, not a curated record. Gene Ontology annotation, molecular function: serine-type endopeptidase activity. NCBI's taxonomy places the organism in Eukaryota, Metazoa, Chordata, Lepidosauria, Squamata, Agamidae.
CGAGAGAGGAGGAGGAGGAGGGGCAUGGAAGCGCGCUAAGCCAAUAGGAAGGACCGUUACUGGCAGGCGCCCCGUGGCUCCAGUGCGGGAUGGUGAAGAGGGGCCGUCGUGUACCGGUAGCAAAGAAGGACCAGCUCACAACAGUGCAAUGCUCAAAGAUAUUUCUGGAAAGACUUUUCGGCUUCUUGGUUAUACCAUUCAGUACGGAUGCAUAGCUCAUUGUGCUUUUGAAUAUCUUGGAGGAAUUGUUGUGUGUUCAGGACCUUCCAUGGAGCCUACAAUUCAAAAUUCUGACAUUGUGUUUUCUGAGAAUCUUAGCUGCCAUUUUUAUAACAUUCAGAAAGGUGAUAUUGUUAUUGCAAAGAACCCAAAUGAUCCCAAAUCAAAUAUCUGUAAAAGAGUAAUGGGCUUGGAAGGUGAUAAAGUCUGUACAAGCAGUCCUUCAGAUUUUCUUAAGAUCCAUAGUUAUGUACCUAAAGGACAUGUUUGGUUAGAAGGUGAUAAUCUCAGGAAUUCUACAGAUUCCAGGUGUUAUGGUCCUGUCCCAUAUGGAUUAAUAAAAGGGCGCAUUUGCUUUAAGUUAUGGCCUCUUACUGACUUUGGAUUUCUACGUGCAAGUCCCAACAGUCACAGGAUUUAUAACGAUUAAGUGAAUUGUGCCCAGUUAUUUAUUCUCAUUUCUUUAUCACCUCUGGGGAAAAUAUGUAUUUUUCUAUACAAUAAACAAUAUUAUAUGUUG